Penicillium diatomitis is the source of this 1296-nucleotide messenger RNA. RefSeq names its product small ubiquitin-related modifier domain-containing protein. Bases 1 to 1296 code for a protein of 431 amino acids. The transcript has a single exon. The record is from RefSeq and is a predicted model, not a curated record. Gene Ontology annotation, molecular function: protein binding. Lineage: Eukaryota; Fungi; Ascomycota; Eurotiomycetes; Eurotiales; Aspergillaceae.
AUGCGCUCAUUCUUCAAUAAGCCAGAAUGGGCAACAAAAGCAAGUGAUCCAUCAAAUACUGGUUUCUACCGUCGCUCUGGACAGACAUUCUCCGAUAUUGUCGCUGCCAACCGCGAGGCACGUCGGAAGCAGAAGCUUGCGGUCCAUUCGUCUGAAAGUGCAUCCCCCAGCCCUUCAGAUGAAUUUCGAGAAGCAAAGCGACCGCGGGGAUCAGACGAACAUGAGGACAAAUCAGAGUCCAAGAACAAGAAGCCAGAGGUGACAGUGGCCGUGGCAGACGAAGCCGACGCCGAAACCGAGGUCGAACCCGAACUUGCGCACACGGCGCAAGAAAGCGAGCCUGAAGCAAAGACGAGAGAACGCACUCCCUCAUUUGCACAUCCGGACCUCGAUAGCCAUGUCGGCAGUUUCCAGACCAGUGAUGGGAUCUCUCGGCCUGCAAGCCCUCAGCGUCCCAUUUACAUUGACGAUUCCGCAGACGAACAGUUGACUCCACCCAUGUCCCAUCAUACCACAGACAUCAAAACAACAAGUGUUGAUAGCCCUAGAGCGCAAGGACAGAAGGAUCAUAAGUCGAGCGAUUCCUCCACGCUCUCCACAAUGACGACUACCAACACCACUCCACUACCCCUACCGACGCCCCCUCCAGUCGACGAUCCACGUGUGCAUAUCCUUAUCACAUCAGAAAUCCCAAAUACAAACCCCCUGAUCAUCCAGCGCAAGAUGUCGCAGGCGCUGAAAGAUGCCCGACUAGCCUGGUGUGAACGACAAGGGUUCACCAACCAAGAAAAGUCAACAGUCUAUCUGACUUGGCAAGGUCGCCGAGUGUUUGACGUGACAACCUGUCGCAGUCUUAAUAUCAAACAAGAGAAAAUGUCUCUUUUGGACAUAGAUGACGAAUUUGAUGACGAGGAACCUCCGUCUGAGCUCCAGAUUCAUAUGGUGGCGGUCACCCAGAAUCCAACGCUGUUGAACCGUCGCGGUCCUUCUCCCGAUGCUGGCGCUGGCGCUGGCGCUGGUGCACGUGGACAAGAUGCAUCGCCAAAUACCCAAAAUGAUGCAGAGGAUGCGCCCAUGAAGCUCUUACUAAGAAGUCCCGGUCUGACUGACUUCAAAAUCAAGGCGAGACCCUCGACCACAGUGGCCAAGAUUGUAGCGGCAUUUCGAGAAAAGCAGAACAUAUCUAGAGAUAAGAGCGUGGAUCUCAUAUUUGACGGUGAUCGGCUUGAGUCUGACUCCUGUCUCGGUGACCAUGAUGUAUCUGACUUGGACAUGCUCGAGGUCUUGAUUAAAUAA